GCGAUGGCGGCCGUACGGGGCCUGCGAGUGUCGGUGAAGGCGGAGGCCCCGGCGGGGCCGGCUCUGGGGCUCCCGUCGCCUGAGGCGGAAUCCAGUUUGGAGCGUGGCGAGCCGGAGCCCAUGGAGGUGGAGGAGGGCGAGCUGGAGAUUGUGCCGGUUCGGCGCUCGCUGAAGGAACUGCUCCCGGAUACAAGCAGAAGAUAUGAAAACAAGGCUGGCAGUUUCAUCACCGGAAUUGAUGUCACCUCCAAGGAAGCCAUUGAAAAGAAAGAACAGCGAGCCAAGCGCUUCCAUUUUCGAUCUGAAGUAAAUCUCGCCCAAAGAAAUGUAGCUUUGGACCGGGACAUGAUGAAAAAAGCAAUCCCCAAAGUGAGACUAGAGACAAUCUAUAUAUGUGGAGUGGAUGAGAUGAGUACACAGGAUAUCUUUUCCUAUUUUAAAGAAUAUCCUCCAGCUCACAUUGAAUGGUUGGAUGAUACCUCUUGUAAUGUGGUUUGGCUGGAUGAAAUGACAGCCACACGAGCCCUCAUCAAUAUGAGCUCUCUGCCAGCCCUGGAUAAGAUAAGAAGCAGGGAUGCCACUGAGGACAAGUCAUCUGAGAAAAGUAAAAAAGACAAGCAGGAAGACAGUUCAGAUGAUGAUGAGGCUGAAGAAGGAGAAGUUGAAGAUGAGAAUGCAAGUGAUGUAGAGUUGGACACAUUGUCUCAGGUAGAAGAAGAAUCUCUCCUAAGGAACGAUCUUCGUCCUGCUAACAAACUUGCUAAAGGAAAUAGGUUAUUCAUGAGAUUUGCUACAAAAGAUGACAAAAAGGAACUUGGAGCAGCCAGAAGAAGUCAGUAUUACAUGAAAUAUGGGAAUCCAAAUUAUGGAGGCAUGAAAGGAAUUCUUAGUAAUUCUUGGAAGCGAAGAUAUCAUUCCCGUCGCAUUCAGCGGGAUGUGAUCAAGAAGAGAGCCCUGAUUGGGGAUGAUGUUGGCUUGACGUCCUAUAAACACCGACAUUCCGGACUAGUGAAUGUUCCCGAGGAACCCAUUGAAGAGGAGGAAGAGGAGGAAGAAGAGGAGGAAGAGGACCAGGACAUGGAUGCAGAUGACAGGGUGGUGGUCGAGUACCAUGAGGAGCUCCCCACGCUCAAGCAGACCCGGGAACGGAGUGCUUCUAGGCGGCCCAGUGCCAGCAGCUCAGACUCCGACGAAAUGGACUAUGAUCUAGAACUGAAAAUGAUUUCCACUCCUUCACCAAAGAAGAGCAUGAAAAUGACUAUGUAUGCUGAUGAAGUGGAAUCUCAGUUGAAAAAUAUUAGGAACUCCAUGAGAGCAGAUACUGUAUCCGCAAGUAAUAUCAAAAACCGAAUUGGUAACAAAUUACCACCUGAGAAAUUUGCAGAUGUCCGACAUCUGUUAGAUGAGAAGCGUCAGCAUACACGUCCACGACCAGCAGGCAGCAGUACUAAAUCAGAUAUACGCCAGCGGUUGGGGAAGAGACCACAUUCUCCAGAAAAGUCUUUUGGUGGUAAUCCAGUUAUGCGGAGAGAACCCUUUUCUGAUGUGCAUAGUAGGCUCGGUGUUCCCAGGCAAGACAUUAAAGGCCUCUACUCUGAUACUCGGGAGAAGAAAUCAGGUAGUUUAUGGACUCGCUUAGGAUCCGCACCCAAGACCAAAGAAAAGAACGUGAAGAAAAUGGAUCACAGGGCGCCUGGCACUGAGGAAGAUGACUCUGAGCUGCAAAGGGCGUGGGGGGCUCUGAUUAAGGAGAAAGAACAGUCUCGUCAAAAGAAGAGCCGCUGUUACCAGCACCCUUUUCCCAAGAAAAGUCAAUUCCCAGGUGCUUAUUGGACAGCCUUCGAGGGGGAAGAUGAGGGAAGCUGCCAGCUCACCCUUCCAGGACCCUAGUGUGGGGGCCGAAUCUCAUGGACCUGACCUCAGAGGUGCACCAGUGCCGCCCAGGUAGAUAAGAGACUCAGCGUGAUCGUGCUUCCAUCCCUCCCCGGGGAUUCUGUUAGGGGCCUCUUGUUAGCUAUCAGCUUGAAGUGAAGAUCAAGUUCAGUGCUGUGGGAUUUUUAGGAACAAAAAACUGUGACUUCUGGAUUUGGGGUGGAUUUUUUGUGCUAGGGGUGGGGUCAUGGGUCAAUGUUGAACAAUUUUUAAGUCUGUAUUAUGUUUAAAAAAUAUUAAUGAUUUCAAAGUUUAAAUUUUUAAUUUUUAUAUGUGAAAAUACUUCCUGUUGGCUACAAGGGAAGCUCAAGUGGUGUCUUCUUAACGUGCUGUUAAAUAUAUAUUAUAUACUUUAGAAGAAGGCAAAGAGAGGAGUCUCAUUAUUUUUAAAUGAUCCUAAUUGUAUAGUCUGUCUAUUGUACAGAGUUCAUCUUGCUUCUUGGCCACUGAAGGGGAAAAAAUCCAUCCAUCUGAGAUGGGGUCCUGUUGUUUAUUAAGAAUCACUUUAGAAGUGGUACACUGAUACUAUUCUUUCUGUCUCCAAGUUCUGGCACGUAAAGACGUCUUCAAAACUGGCAAAUAACAUUUAAUAGAGAAAUUUUAGUUCAUUAAUGUCUAACUUCAGAUUAUGCUGUCACAAAAAGGCGGUAGAUUACUCUGACUUCUUAUCUGAGUUUUGUUUUGAAGUAGUUCAUGUUUGUAUUCCUCUGCAGGCUUAAAAUGAGUGUUUCACUUCUAUUCACUAGAACUUAGGAGCUAGAGAUAGUAAGUCCUUGUCCCUUUUGUGAUGUCUUCACUCCUGUGUGGAGUGUGUCGGCAUCCAGUGCAGCCCUGGAUUCCAGAGGUCUUUACCUGUGGCUGAGCUGAUGGUCACGUGGCUGCUUGCACUGUGGUGCGGCUGGACAUGGAACGCUGUUGUUAGCAAAGUGAGACUUGAGAGCUGCAGUGAGAACGGCGUUGUCCCUACUUCGUUGGUUAACCAGCUUUCCUCCCUUCCCUUUGGAAAGAUUAGAGCUCAUAACCAAGAUGUGUUUCAACUUCCUAAUAGGAUUCUAGGAAUGAGAUGAUUCUGCUUGCUCUGCCAGUCGAGACCUAAGGUUUCUCAGCUAUUCUUGCCCUUUGAAACACACAGCCGAGAGCCAGGUUCUUGAGGGGGAGUCUGGGUUUGGGGAGUUGGCAGUGUGAGAGGUGCACAGGCCUGAGAGUCAGACACCUGAAUGCCAACCCCUUGCUCUGCUCCUUGAGCCUGGGCCUCAGUUUAGUUAUUUAACAAAUGUAUGGGUUGGUACCAGAGCCUCUGCUUUUUGUUGGUGCCUCUCAGUAUUACUCUCCUCUCCCCAAAGCUAGGACAGCGGUGGGCUGCUGACACUAGUUUCUGUUGCGGGUAGGGAAAGCAUCAAAGAAACAGCCGAGGGUACUUAGCCCACCCCAUUGUAAUCUCUGAGUUUGCUAGCGUGUCUUUGUGACCAAGGUCCCAACUUACAUGCUCUCUGCUAUGUUCAGAAAAUGCCCCUUCUCAGGCUUCCCCAGUGGUGACCCUUUCCCACCGGUUCAGGCACGUCUGUCCCAUGGUCUUGUAACUCUCAGCAGCCUCUGGCUAGAGAUCAGGGAAGACUUUCUGGAAGGAUGGUGGUGGUAGGUAGUUAAACCUGGGUCUUUAUAUAUAACCACGAAAAAUACUCACUUCAAUGACCUUUUCACAAUUCUCAAAAACACACAGAACCCAGAAAAGUAUCUUUAAAGAUAUUUCCUGAAGUUUUUAGUCUUAGCCUGUCUCACUCUCCAGCCUAUACUCACAUGUUCAGAUCUUGCAGUUGCUUAGGUGUACCCUGAGUGCCAUGGGCCUGUCUUUAGCAUUUGGGGUGAGGAAGGAGAGUCAGGUUUGUCCUCGGCAGAUGGCCUGCUAUGCUUUCCCCCUGGGCCUUCCUCGUGCAUGUGGGCAGCAGGGCUACCUACUUUUCUGUGUUCUUACGAGGAACAUGAAAUUUUAAAAUACGUUUUUGCUGCUUGAUAAUAAUUACAGAUACCUCAUUUCUGUUUCCCACUCUCUCUCUUGGGAGAGGUAGCAAUUACCCUGGAGAACUUGUGAAGCUUGCCACAAGAUGUAAAUUCUCCUCCCCUAGCCUUCUGUAGUCUGAUCCCAGAGAAACCUCCCCUAAGUUCAACCAAUGUCUUCUCCUCCAUCCCUGUAGUAACCUUCUUACUGGUCUCUUCCCUGUCUCGCCUCCAUUCUGCACAUGGCAACCAGGAUAAACUUUUGUUGUUGUUUAUUGAGAUACAAUUUAUGUAGUAUAUUGAUCACCCCUUUAAAGUGUACCUUUCAUUGGCUUCUAGUCUAUUCAUAGAGUUGUGCAACCGUCACCAUAGUCAAUUUUAGAACAUUUUCAUCACCAAGAAGAAACCCUGGACCAUUAGCAGUCACUCCCUAUUCCCCUGCCUCUCCCUCCCCCUCAGGCAACCAUUAACUACUUUCUAUCUCUGAACAUUUUGUAUAAAUGGAAUCGUACACUUUGUGACUGUUUGUGACUGACUUCUUUCAUUCAGCAUGUCUUUGAGGGCCAUCCAUGUUGUGGCAUGUGUCAAUACUUCAUUUCUUUUUGAAUCAAGUGAAUAAUAUUCCUUUAUAUGGAUAAAACACACUUUAUCCAUCUACCUGUUAGUGGACAUUU
Molecule: messenger RNA, 4601 nt
Organism: Talpa occidentalis (Iberian mole)
Lineage: Eukaryota; Metazoa; Chordata; Mammalia; Eulipotyphla; Talpidae
Gene: NCBP3
Product: nuclear cap binding subunit 3
Exons: 14
Coding region: 4-1890 (628 amino acids)
Cellular component (GO): cytosol; nucleus
Molecular function (GO): mRNA binding; RNA 7-methylguanosine cap binding
Source: RefSeq, a predicted model, not a curated record